UCUCUCUCUAGCUUUCUCUCUCCAUGUUUUCCUUCCGGUAUAUAAUGAGCCAGACUGACCAGAGAGCCGUGUCUUCUUGUUCCUUUCCUUCUCCACUGUGGUGCCUGCUCUGCUUUUCGAGCCCAUAUAAUUAAAUGCAGUCAUCCCCAUUAAUCACCCUCAGAUUCCCUCACCAUUAAUCAUCCUCAAUUCAGCUUAGCUUUCCAUUUCCUCGUCGGGCAGUGUUUCUUGAAACAGAGGAGUGACCGGGACACAGAGAGAGAGAGAGAGAGAGAGAGAGAGGUCAUGGCAGUGUCUAGUGAGACGCACGAGAGGGAGCUCGACCAGACCCCGACAUGGGCCGUCGCCGGCGUCUGCGCCGUCAUCAUCAUCAUCUCCAUUGUCCUGGCGAAGUUCCUUCACAAAGUUGGAAUGUGGCUGACGGAUAGGCACAAGAAGGCUCUGUUUGACGCCCUGGAGAAGGUUAAAGCCGAACUGAUGGUCCUGGGUUUCAUCUCGCUGCUCCUGACAUUCGGGCAGAGUUACAUAGCCCGAAUCUGCAUCCCGCAGAAGGUGGCUGACACAAUGCUGCCUUGUCGUGCUGAUGGGGUAUUGGACGACUCAUCGUCGCGGAGGAGACUCCUCUGGUUAGAGCGAAGAUACCUAGCCGCUGCGAGCGCUGCCCCGAGUUGUAAGGAGGGAUACGAACCUCUAAUAUCGGUCAACGGGUUGCAUCAACUUCACAUUCUGAUAUUUUUCCUGGCAGUCUUUCAUGUUAUCUACAGUGCUGUCACUAUGACGCUUGGAAGACUAAAGAUACGAGGUUGGAAGCACUGGGAACAGGAAACCUCGUCUCAUGAUUACGAGUUCUCCAAUGAUCCUUCGAGAUUCAGGCUGACACACGAGACAUCUUUCGUCCGAGCCCACACAAGCUUUUGGACUAGGCUUCCGGUCUUCUUCUACAUUGGCUGCUUCUUUAGGCAGUUUUUCAGGUCUGUUAGCAAGUCGGACUACAUGACAGUGCGCAAUGGGUUUAUCAUUCUCCAUUUGGCCCCCGGAAGUAAAUUCAACUUCCAAAAGUACAUCAAGAGAUCAUUAGAAGAUGAUUUUAAGCGUGUUGUUGGAGUAAGUCCUGUAUUGUGGGCAUCGUUCGUAGUUUUCCUGCUUCUCAAUGUCAGAGGAUGGCAAGUAUUGUUUUGGGCGUCAGUGAUCCCCGUGAUUAUAAUCUUAGCAGUCGGAACAAAGCUUCAGGCUAUUCUGACGAAAAUGGCCCUUGAGAUCUCAGAGAGGCAUGCAGUAGUCCAAGGAAUACCUCUGGUGCAAGGUUCAGACAAGUACUUUUGGUUUGGUCGGCCCCAGUUGGUUCUUCAUCUGAUCCAUUUCGCCCUGUUUCAGAAUGCAUUCCAAAUAACAUACUUCUUAUGGAUUUGGUACUCAUUUGGGUUGACGUCUUGCUUCCAUGCUAAUUUCAAGCUUGCAAUCGUUAAAGCCGCUUUAGGCAUUGCAGUCUUAUGCUUGUGUAGUUACAUCACUCUCCCACUUUAUGCUCUUGUAACUCAGAUGGGCUCCUGCAUGAAGAAAUCGAUCUUCGACGAGCAGACAUCUAAAGCACUCAAGAAGUGGCACAUGACUGUUAGGAAGAAGCAGUUAGGGAAGGGAGGGAAGUCUCCAACCCGGACCUUAGGGGAAAGCACGGCCCCCACGACUCCUUCAACAGUGCACUCGGGUUCCACUGGGCACAGACUGCAAAGGUUCAAGACCACGGGGCACUCGACCUGCUCGUACAUGUACGAGGAUCAUGAUGCCUCGGACUAUGAGAGUGACACCCAGUCUCUGGACCCGGCAAGCAAGAGUCUGAUCAUCAGGGUCGACCCACCAGCGGAAAUGAAUGACCCCCACCACGCCGAGGAAACAAGCAAUGAGGAUGAAUUUUCAUUCGUCAAGUCUGAUUCCUUGAAAAAGACAUAAAAUAUCGACUGAAGAAACCAUGAAGGUCGUCUGGAAUUCAAUUUUUGUUUUGGUAAGCUAGAGAGUUUCGUGUAGUAUGUGCGAGAAUGGCUAGGAAUAUAGGAUCUGUACAUUGGCUUUUGUUAAUAAUUAGGGGUUUUAGGAUAAUAAAAACUCUCCCGUUUUAUUUUUUGAAGUUAGAAUUUGCUUCAGCCCUGAAUUUGACGAUAUAUGUAUUCCUUGCCUUCAAGUGAUAUGGAUCGAAUGUGAAGGUGCAAGUUUGGCAAAUUCACAGUUCCAGUAGACA
Messenger RNA from Punica granatum (pomegranate), 2233 nucleotides. The record is from RefSeq and is a predicted model, not a curated record. NCBI's taxonomy places the organism in Eukaryota, Viridiplantae, Streptophyta, Magnoliopsida, Myrtales, Lythraceae.